This is a messenger RNA of Ictalurus punctatus (channel catfish), 3215 nucleotides long. It is a transcript of the gene tmtopsa, whose product is annotated as teleost multiple tissue opsin a. Gene Ontology annotation, biological process: G protein-coupled receptor signaling pathway. The coding region runs from base 186 to 1655 and encodes 489 amino acids. Gene Ontology annotation, molecular function: G protein-coupled receptor activity. Gene Ontology annotation, cellular component: photoreceptor outer segment; membrane. Lineage: Eukaryota; Metazoa; Chordata; Actinopteri; Siluriformes; Ictaluridae. The transcript has 4 exons. The record is from RefSeq and is a predicted model, not a curated record.
UAUUUUUUAUUUUUAUAUGCGUUAAUGUACAUGUCAGUGGAUGGAUACGGCAAACGUGUGUGCGCGCGCGCGUGCGUGUAUUUAUAUCUUGGUGAGGACAAAAUGUAACCACAAUGACAGGAAUAUCCGUGACCUUGUGGUGACCUUGUGCCUGGUCCUCGUGAGGACUUUUCUUUAAAAGUUUAAUGGCCUCAGAAGGAUUGCAAAACAAAAUCUCUCUCUCUCUCUCUCUCUGUGUGUGUGUAUGUGUGUGUGUGUAUGUGUGGGAUCCGUCCAAUCACCACACGGUGGAGCAGAGCCACUCUAAACUUCUCACCUUCUCAUCGAAUGAAGCACUAAAACAAAAUCGUAUGCCAAUUUCUGUUCCUUUCCUAAAAUCCCUGGGAUCUUUCCCUCGAACCCCGAGCACAAAUACAACCGUUUCAUUCCCGCACGUGAACUCGCGGAACUGUGUGUGCGUGUGUCAAUGCGCGCGGCCGGCGAUGGUUUGGUCCAACGGGAGCGCGGGCGGCUGCUGCGGAUCCCCGGAGUAUGUCUCGGACACCGGAGCAGCACGCGACUCCGAGCUCAGCCUGAGCCCGACCGGACACUCGGUGGUGGCUGCGUGCCUCGGGCUCAUCUCCACCGUCGGCUUUGUGAACAAUCUGCUGGCGCUCGUGCUGUUCGGCCGCCACAAGGCGCUGCGCUCUCCCAUCAACCUGCUGCUCAUAAACAUCUCACUGAGCGACAUGCUCGUGUGCGCGCUGGCCACGCCGUUCAGCCUCGCCGCCAGCACGCGCGGACGAUGGCUUGCCGGACGCACCGCGUGCGUGUGGUACGGCUUCGCCAAUUCGCUCUUCGGCAUUGUGUCACUCAUCUCCCUGGCGGUGCUUUCCUACGAGCGCUACUGUACCAUGAUGUGUCCGGCCAAGCCUGACGUCACCAACUACACUAAAACUGCAGUCGGAGUUGUGCUGUCCUGGGUCUACUCCCUCGUAUGGACGUUGCCGCCGUUCUUCGGUUGGAGUCGCUACGGACCCGAAGGGCCCGGAACCACCUGCUCGGUGGACUGGGUGACCAAGACGGCCAACAACAUCUCCUACAUCAUCUGCCUCUUUGUCUUCUGCCUCAUCCUACCAUUCCUCGUCAUCGUAUACUCUUAUGGGAAGCUGCUGCAUGCUAUCAAACAGGUGAGCCGCUUGAAGACGUCCACCGGCCGAAAGCGGGAGCAUCGUGUCCUCCUCAUGGUCCUGACUAUGGUGGUAUGUUACCUGCUCUGCUGGCUCCCGUAUGGCAUCAUGGCACUGCUGGCUACGUUCGGAGCGCCGGGUCUGGUGACAGCCGAGGCUAGCAUCGUGCCCUCGGUCCUGGCCAAGACCAGCACCGUCAUCAACCCCGUCAUCUACGUGUUCAUGAACAAGCAGUUCAACAGAUGUUUCCGAUCUUUCCUAAAAUGCGACGUGGUCCAACAAAGCUCCACGUCGAAGAGAUGGUCGAAAGCAGACAAACCCGUGAGACGAACCGACAACAACCUGACGUUCGUGGCCGCGUCGGUGGAUCACGGAUUAGCAGCACCCAGUACCUCACGGAGCAACGAGCAGCCCCCGUCGACAGACUCGGCCAAACCGCCGGCGCUGUCCCUCGUGGCUCAUUACAACGGCUCUUUCUGCGAGUAAGACUCUGCAGUGCGACACAAGCGAUGAUAAAGCUCUUGUUUUGUACAUCGGAAAGAACGAACGGACUGCAGGCUGAGCUUGCGUUCCGAAAUAAGAGAACUCGUGCGCCAUGCAUAACAAACCUCAGACUGAUACAAAAAAAAAAAAAAAAAAAAAGAGCCGACGCUUACAAUCUCUUUAUCUGAUCGUUGCAGCUAUGUGCGCCAGACGCAGUUUAAAUACAUUUUUAAAAAAUCACCUUUUUUUUCAAAAGACUUUUUAACGUGUGCGAAAAUAUAUCUGUGCCUGUAAAAAUCUGCCUCAUUUAUGAUAAAGCGUUUCCUAGGGCCUGCGGCUCGGGGUCUGUCCGCCCCCCCCACCCCCCCCCCCACCCCCCACACACCAAGGAAUGGUUUUAAAUGAAAUUUGUGCGAAGUACAUGGAAGUAAGCUUUUUGCUACAUCAUAGACAGCGAGAGCUUUUUUAAAAAGCCAAUAUGCAGUAUGAAAGGAAAUGACCUUUUUUUUUUUUUUUUAAAUGUACAGAAGAAGAAAAAAAGAAAAAAAACCAACCUGUUCAAUAUUACGACAGUCGCGAUCAGAUUCCCGGGAACUCUUUUUAAUUCAGACUCAGGAAAAAGUUCCAGCGCUACUUCAAUGGGUCUGAAGUCAGAGACGGAGACUAAUGCUGUCUGAUCUCAUGCUUUAUAACCGUAAUUCGAGCAGCCUGGUCUAUUUUACCGCAGCGAGUACGGAUCCUUUGUAAAAAUCGCCGUAUGUUGAUCUUCAGAUGCUGAUAAAAGUUUUGAUCAGUGACUUAAAGUAUGCAAAUUUUUGUACAAAUUCAUAAUAGUUUCAAUAAAACACUACAGUCAGUCCAAUUUUGGUUGAACUCUAGCGUUUUUGAAACGUUAUAUGAAAGGAGGUGUAGAUUGUGAAAGCAAGGUACGUUCAUUUCCUUUAAAAAAAAAAAAAAAAGUCUACUUCUCUACCUACCAGCGAUGCAAAAUAUUUGGUACAGAUGUGUGUUGUGUAUUUGUCCAAUUAAAAUGUAGCUCAGCCAAACACUUGGUUUAUUGGAGUAAACAUAGUUUGGAAGCACAAGGCCACAAAGUACCGUCUCUUUUAGGUUAGUACAGUGGUUUGUUUUAUUUUCCUGGUCAAAUUUCUGCCUUUCUUUCUUUCUUUAAAAAAAAAAUAAUAUAUAGAAAUCAAUUUAAGCAAAUUCAGUGAGAUUCUGGUUUAUCUAAACUGUGGAAGAAUCUUGAAAAUGGUUAAAGAUGGCUUCCAAGAGAAUACAUUCAAGGCUUGACAAGCUAUCCCUAGUGUCCAGAUGUUUCACAAGAUGUUAUUGGCUUUAAAAUAUUAUUAUUAUUAUUAUUAUUAUUAUUAUUAUUAUUAUUAUUAUUUUUAAAAAUCGCUUGUAUUGUUCCCUAAUUUGUUUUUCACUAUUUCAGAUUAAAAUGGAUUAAAGUCUAAGAUUUGUUAAACUCGUACGCUUUUGUCUCCAAGUUUGGUGCCAAAGAUACAUGAUAUAUCUAUCAGAGUGUCUAAUAAAUAUAAAACGUCACUUAUAUGUUGU